CCCCUUGCAGCCCCUUCCUCCGACUCUCCCUCCAUCGACCCCGUUUGCGCUCCUAGACUGUCUCCUCCGCCCCGGCCUCGGCCCCGCCACUCUAGCCUCCGCUCCUCUCGUUGGUUCGUGCCGGGCCCUCACAGGAACGGUGGCGCUGUGCGCAGGUUCCGGCCUCCAGUGUGCCGCUGCAUUGGGGCCGCGCAGCUGGGCCGGGGCUGUCGCUCCGCUCGGGCUGGGUUCCGGAGACGCCGUCUCCCCAAGGGCAGGGUCCAGGCCGUGGGCCUGCGCUCGUGCCGAGCUGUUCUCCCCCAGGCCCGGCGCCCCCAUUCGGGUUCCAGGGCUCACACCCGCCCAAUCGAGGCCCCCCUCCGUUUUCUUUUUCCGGCCAAAAUAGGUUUUUCUUCCCCAGUGGUGUCCAGUGGCCUCGGAGCUGCAGAAACGUUCGGGUGAGCUUCUCCCAACAUUUAGAAAUGGGGCUCUGGAAACUGGGAGUCCUCGAGAGCUGCCCUUAAGACUUCAGGGCGCCGGCUUCUGCGUUCCUUCUUAACUUUCCCAAGUGUCUCCUCAAACUCACCGCCGCCCGAGGUGCCAUGGCACCCAAGCCAUGGGGUGAGUGGAGCAUGGCCCUGUCCCACCUGGCGCUGGGAGUGGUGUCUCUGCAUGCAGCCCUGAGCACUGCCCAGUGUACUAACGGUCACUUGAUGUGCGCUGGCUGUUUUAUCCACCUACUAGCAGAUGCCCGGCUGAAGGAGGAGCAGGCCACAUGCCCCAACUGUCGUUGUGAGAUCAGUAAGAGCCUCUGCUGCCGAAACCUGGCUGUGGAGAAAGCCGUGAGCGAGCUGCCCUCCGAGUGUGGCUUCUGCCUGCGCCAGUUUCCCCGCUCUCUCCUGGAGAGGCACCAGAAGGAAGAGUGCCAAGACAGGGUGACCCAGUGCAAGUAUAAGCGAAUUGGCUGCCCGUGGCACGGGCCCUUCCAUGAGCUGACUGUGCACGAGGCCGCCUGUGCCCACCCCACCAAGACGGGCAAUGAGCUGAUGGAGAUCCUGGAUGAGAUGGACCAGAGCCACCGCAAGGAGAUGCAGCUCUACAACAGCAUCUUUAGCCUGCUGAGCUUCGAGAAGAUCGGCUACACAGAGGUCCAGUUCCGGCCGUACCGCACGGACGACUUCAUCACGCGCCUGUACUACGAGACGCCACGGUUCACAGUGCUGAACCAGACGUGGGUCCUGAAGGCGCGAGUGAACGACUCAGAGCGCAACCCCAACCUGUCCUGCAAGCGCACGCUGUCCUUCCAGCUGCUGCUCAAGAGCAAGGUCACGGCACCCCUGGAAUGCUCCUUCCUGCUGCUCAAGGGCCCCUAUGACGACGUCAAGAUCAGCCCCGUCAUCUACCACUUUGUCUUCACCAACGAGAGCAACGAGACGGACUACGUUCCCCUACCCAUCGUGGACUCCGUGGAGUGCAACAAGCUGCUGGCCGCCAAGAACAUCAACCUGCGGCUCUUCCUCUUCCAGAUCCAGAAGUAGGCGCCGCUGCGCUGCCCACACCUGCCUGGCCGCGGCUUUGCAGUGCUGUCUGACCAUCUCAGCAGAGGAGGAACAGACGUGAACACGGGAAGUCUGCAUGCGUGUGCGAAGGUGUGAGCGCUCACCACCUGGCCCUCCACCUGCCUCCCUGUCCAGGGCACGGAGGCUGGUCCAGGGACACCGCAAGGCGAGCUCAGCAGACCUGCCGGCCUCUGCCACUCGGCGAAGCGCCCUGCCUGCCCUGGGCUGCACACAGCUCCUGGGCCGGGCUCGGGCGCUGGCUUCAGACAGCAUAUCUGAUUGCAAUUAAAAAGGCACCUUGUUUCCUACUUUCUGUUUUGUUCAAGGGUAAGGCGUGGCUGUGAUCGGACAGUGGGGAAACUUUGGUGGCCUGGGGGUCAGAGCCGCUCAUCCCUCAGUGUGCCCCUAGGAGACAGCGGAGAUGCUGCUUCCUCCGCCAUAGGCCCCAGCAGGGGAGUGGACAGGGGCAGGGGUCUCAGCGCACCCCCCAGCCACUCCAGGGAGGCAGGACUUGGCCACCUGGGCUUGCUGACGUUUCGGAAUGCAGGGUGAAAUUCUGUCUCUUCCCAGGAAAUAAAUGAAAUGCUUCACAGGCUCCUCUGUAAGUUAUGCAAAUUAGCAAGAGAGAAUCUCUCUUCUAUAUUCAGCAGUGAGGGCGCAACACCCUAGGCUGUGAGGAAAGCUCUGGGAGCCACUGGUGGUGAUGGAGCCUGGCUGGUGAGGGUCAGGUAAGCCAGCUGCCCCCAUGCGCUCGGGACCAGCUGCUAGUCCUGCGUCUGGGACCCACUGUGGAGGUCAGCGCCUGGGCAGCGUAGUUUCUCACUGGAGAGGUGGUCCCUUCCUAGCCUUGACUUUGGUGCACGCCCCCCCUCCCCCGCCACACACACACCCAGGCCCCACGACCCUGCAGCCCAGCUCCAGUGAGCAUGCCCGGUGUGUGGACCUCAGGGUAAAAGCAGCCCUGUCUGGAGGACCCUGGGGCCCUCAUAGCUACUGGAGAGCCCCCGCCCCCCGCCUUUGCUAAGGAGACACAGCUUUUCAUUGCUUCAAUACCAAAGAACUGUUUCCUUUGCCCCCGGCCAGGCCCAUCCUGCGCCUCAGAGCAGUCCUAUUGCUCUGCCCCGGCAGGGCUCGGUGGGCAGUGCAGCCACAGCUUGGCCUCUCUCUCAGGCUCCUCCCUUUCCUGGCCCUCCUCUUGGUUCUCCUGCCAGGCUGGCUCCCCAAGCUACUCUGAGGAAACUAUUUGGCUUCCUGCUCCAGCCUAGGGCAUGGGGUUUUUGGGGGUUGCUCGUCUGCAGAUGGCCUGGCCACUGAGGGGACCAGGAGGCGCUCUACAAAGGACCCCACUGCAGCCCCUCUACCCCCUUCGAUCUCAACUCGAACACACCCUUGGGUGAGUCCCACUGUCCUCGGGCUGCCCCCCACCUGGUGGGUGAAAAGGAGACAUUCAGGUAGAUGCAUGUCAGGUGUCCUGUGUAGGAGAUUGUGCUGUGUCCCUGCAUCUCGGCCUCUCUUGGGGACCGACACCCUCUCUUAGUUUCUGGAUUUCCAAGUGAUGGUGGUGUGAGGGCAUCCAGGCUGGGAUGGGGCCUCCCAGUUGUGCCUGGGUGGCUUGUGUGAGAUGGAGUCAACGAGGGCAGCCCCAGUGGCUUUCCUGGGGGCAGGGGGCAGGGUGGGAGAGGGCAGGCUUCUGUGCGCAGGUGAAGGAAGGUAUGUGGCUGCCUGGGACCAACAGCCUUGUGUGUGUGGCGGGAGGGUCCGCCCCAGGCGAGGGCUUAUAGCCCACAUUGCCCGCAGCCAAGGGUGGGUGAGGGAGUGGGACUGCGCCCAGGGCCCUCCUUGUGUGUAGGAGGUACGGGUGUGUCUGGGUUGCCCAAGAGGACUGCUAACACAUCCCAGCCCUGUGAUGUCACCUUGCAGCCUGGGGCAGCCAGGAACCCUGGUGAAUUUUAGCUCCCAUGGGGUUGCCACAAACCUGUGGCAUCAUCUAUCUGGGCCACUGAUUUACAGAGACACCAGUGUUCUGUCUCCAGGACCCCCUGCCAUCUUGGCAUCCUGACCUGAGCGGGUGGAGGGGCCACCUCUGCGGCUGUGGGGGCAGCCGGGCAGCGCAGACCCAGCUGCCUGCUCCUCAACCCCACUCCCUGCGAGCACUCCAUUCUCAGUUCACCCAAAGUGAGACAUUGCAAAAAUAAUAAAAAGUUUUUAAAGAGUGGCGUGAGAGGUGUUUUUACCACUGUUGGAAAUGACGUACAUGUCACUUUUGUGGUCUGCAUUUUCUUUGGAUAUUUUCUGUAUGUAACUGUAGUUUUAAAAAAAUUCCAAACCA
Molecule: messenger RNA, 3867 nt
Organism: Eptesicus fuscus (big brown bat)
Lineage: Eukaryota; Metazoa; Chordata; Mammalia; Chiroptera; Vespertilionidae
Gene: ZFTRAF1
Product: zinc finger TRAF-type containing 1
Exons: 4
Coding region: 582-1517 (311 amino acids)
Cellular component (GO): nucleus
Molecular function (GO): zinc ion binding
Source: RefSeq, a predicted model, not a curated record